CAUAACAUAAACAGACGACAGCGUUAAGCGCUUAUGGUUUACAGAUCAUAUCGGACGCAGGCCUAACUUGACAGCAAGAGCUAGCCGUUCCAAGAGGCUUUAAGGACUGAGUGGCGCAUUUGAAAUAGAGGUCUUUCCUCCAGGAUAUGAUAACUGUAGCCACACUGAAAUGAGUAUCAGAGAUAAAGAGCUCAAGAUACAUUUUAAACCCGGCCACGUUGAGCUUGUCCAGGAUGAGGUCUACACACCAUAUCGGCGUGUGCUUGUGACAGGUGCAACAGGAUUACUGGGCCGUGCUGUUUACAAAGAGUUUAAGAAUAAUGACUGGGAUGCUUUGGGAUGUGGCUACAACCGAGCCAGGCCUUGUUUCCUAAAGUGUAAUCUACUGGAUGAAGAUGCAGUGCGAGGGGUCAUUCAGAGCUUUCAGCCUCAUGUCAUUGUCCACUGUGCUGCUGAGAGGAGGCCAGAUGUGGUGGAACGUCACACUGAAGCAGCCAUGAACUUGAAUGUUCACGCAUGUGCUACACUGGCCAAAGAAGCUGGUGGCAGUUUCCUCAUCUACAUCAGCACAGAUUAUGUUUUUGAUGGACGUAAUCCUCCCUAUGGAGAAAAUGAUGCUCCCAAUCCUUUGAAUUUGUAUGGAAAGUCCAAGCUAGAGGGUGAGAGGGAGAUUCUCAGACAUUGCCCAGGUGCAGCUAUACUGCGAGUGCCUAUUCUGUUUGGAGAGGUGGAGAAGGUUGAGGAGAGCGCAGUGACCGUGUUGUUUGACCGUGUUCAGGAGGGAGCCGAGAGUUGCACCAUAGACCACUGUCAGCAACGCUUUCCCACAUACACCAGUGAUGUGGCUCGGGUCUGUCGGAACAUGGCUGAGAGAGCCCUUCAGGACCAGUCAUUGCGUGGAAUCUUCCAUUACUCUGCCAAAGAGCAGAUGACCAAAUAUGAGAUGACCUGCGCAAUAGCAGAUGCUUUCAACUUGCCCAGCAGUCAUCUAAUACCAAUGACGGAGCAGCCUGCUGGAGCAGGGGCUCAGAGGCCACAAAAUGCCCAGUUAGAGUGCUCCCGACUGGAGCUCCUCGGCCUAAGUGUGGAAUCCACCCCUUUCAAGAAUGCCAUACGGGACAGUCUCUGGCCCUUUCAGCAUGACAAACGGUGGAGGCAGACAGUCUUUCAUUAGAGCACCCCCAGAAGAAAAAAACAAGGCCUCCAAACCAACCCCCUCCCUCAAAUUUAGCACCUUUGUUUGAUGUUAAAGCAUACAUUUAUUACAGCCAACAGGUAUUUCACCUUUAAGUGUUUGUGUACGAGUUGCACUGCAAGUUACUGAGUCCAUGCUCAACUGUUGUGUUUGUUUCCUAGAUUUUAUUACUUUAUGUAAAUUACAAGAAUAUUUGAUAAAGGGACUGUAAAUCUA
Molecule: messenger RNA, 1411 nt
Organism: Danio aesculapii
Lineage: Eukaryota; Metazoa; Chordata; Actinopteri; Cypriniformes; Danionidae
Gene: mat2b
Product: methionine adenosyltransferase 2 non-catalytic beta subunit
Exons: 7
Coding region: 170-1174 (334 amino acids)
Biological process (GO): S-adenosylmethionine biosynthetic process
Cellular component (GO): methionine adenosyltransferase complex
Molecular function (GO): methionine adenosyltransferase regulator activity
Source: RefSeq, a predicted model, not a curated record